Molecule: messenger RNA, 1276 nt
Organism: Chenopodium quinoa (quinoa)
Lineage: Eukaryota; Viridiplantae; Streptophyta; Magnoliopsida; Caryophyllales; Amaranthaceae
Exons: 12
Coding region: 167-1072 (301 amino acids)
Source: RefSeq, a predicted model, not a curated record
AUUUAUUUAUAACUAUGGCGGGUCAUGGCUUUUAAAGGCCUCCAUUCCUAUUUCCUGCCUCUCUGAGUUAUUUCAUUGAAGUGCACUCAACGUUCUCCAUUGAAGCGUUCUCCGUUGAUUCUAAUUCUUGUAUCCCCCAUUGAAGCAGCUUCUAAGAUAAUUCAAUAUGAAAUCAAAUCUCUUUUCCCUGGGCCUAGGGCGGCCGCCCCUCCUGGCCUGCCUCAGGGACGGGCCUGAUUUGUCGAUUUUACAUGAGAGCUUUUUGAACCUUCCUAAUCGAGAUUCGAGAAGUGAAGAAGAACACAAAGGAUCACUGGAGGAUUCCGAACCUCCUCCAAGGAUCACAACAAAUGUUAAACAAAAUUUGCAAUUUUUGAAGUUAUGGAAGGAGUUCAAGAAUAAACAAUUCAGCACACCUAAGCCAGCUACUAGCUAUCGUCGAAAGAAGGUGGAGAAGGAAGACCUUCCCCCAGAUACAGAACUCUAUAAGGAUCCAACCUUGGCACUCUACUAUACAAAUCAGAUUGUUGACUGUGCUGCCCCUGUCUUGCUUGUUGAUGGUUAUAAUGUUUGUGGCUAUUGGGUGAAGUUGAAGAAGCAUUUCAGUAGUGGACGACUUGAUAUAGCCCGGCAAAAGUUAAUUGAUGAACUUGUCCAGUUCAGCUUGGUAAGAGAAGUAAAGGUGGUGACUGUAUUUGAUGCUAUGAUGUCUGGACUACCUACUCACAAGGAGACUUUUGCCGGGGUGGACAUAGUUUUCUCUGGGGAUUCUUGUGCUGAUUCAUGGAUAGAAAAGGAGGUUGUGGCGUUAAAGGAAGAUGGUUGUCCAAAGGUUUGGGUAGUGACAUCUGAUCAUGCCCAACAACAUGCAGCUCAUGGAGCGGGAGCUUUUGUUUGGAGCAGCAAGGCACUGGUUACUGAGAUAAAGGCUUCAAAGAAGGAGAUGGAGACAAUGCUUCAAGAGCAGAGAUCGACUUCCAUGCAAGGGAAAUUGCUAAAACACAACCUGGACACAGAAGUUGUAGAUGCUUUGAAGGACCUUAAGAUGAAGUUGUCCCAAAAUGGGUCAUAACAGCCUGAAAGAUUAAAGUUGGUGUUGCUGUAAGUAAUUUCUUUGGUGCAUGCUUUAAUUUUUGUACAUUGUUUGCAAGGAUGAUAUAAAAAUCUUAACAGUUCUUCAGUUACUUCAUGUAGAGUCAUAAACAAAACAAUAUGAUAGGUAUAUGAGUAGUUGAGUACCAAUGAACUUGAUUUAAACACAACCCUUGCGGCACCA